AUGGCCGCCAUCUCCCCCGCUGGCUACCCCAUGCAGCAUCCACAAGCCCAUGCCCAUGCCCAGGCACAGGCUCAGGCACAGGCUCAGGCACAGGCUCAGGCACAGGCUCAAGCGCAGGCUCAGGCACAGGCUCAGGCACAGGCUCAAGCGCAGGCUCAAGCUCAAGCGCAGGCUCAGGCUCGCGUUCAGCAAAUACCCUACUUUGCAAAUCCAAAUCCUUAUCCUCCCCAGACAAGAGCGCCACAGAUCCGCCACCACCAGCCCGUGCAGCAUGGUUUCGGGCCCGUUCCACUGCACGCUGGUGCCGGCGGCGCUGCAUCAACCAUAAUGAUGUCCCCCGGUCUUCCCCAUCAUUCGCCUGGUCUUGCUGUUGGUCCUGUGCCUCACCCCCAAAAUUUCUCAAAUCCUCAGUAUAUGCAAUCGAUCCCAACGUCCCUGGCGCAGUCCCCGCUUCCUCAGUCGCCUUCUACCCAGAAUAUGGUUCCUCUUUCACAGAGCCAGCCCCAAACCAUGACUGCAGUCGCCGCAUCAAAUCCCCUCUUUUCUACCCCGCCCCGCCCCUCCCCCUCCCAGCCUCCAAAUCAGCAACAACAGCAAACCCAGUCCCCUGUUACUACCCCUUCUUCCCAACAAACUGCUCGUGAAAGGGCCCGUGUAACCAUUCUCCUUGAUAUAAACUCAGCCCUCUUGCAAGAGGUCAUGAACCUUCGCGCCUCCGGCAAAGCAGGCGAAGCCCCCAGCCAACCUGCCUCACAUCAGUUGUCACCCAUCAAAGACAAUAGAACCACUUCCCCCCCCACCCCCACCGAUGCCGCGGGAUCUCAAUCGCAGAACCCUGCCACCGAUGCAUCCAAACCAUCGCCUGUGCUUAUGGGUAAACCGAGCAUCGAAUUCAUCGACUGCAUGCGACGUCUACAGGCAAAUCUGGCGUAUCUAGCCACAGUUGCCGACAGGGGAAAGAAGUCGGGAGCCGCAGUACCCCUGGCCCCCGCGAUCAUGACACCGCCGCCAAAUGUCCCGUCUGUUACUGAGUUGUAUGGCAAGCUAAACGAGCUCUUUGCCGGGGCGGGCAAGCAGGGUGGUGGUCCCUCUACGCCUCAGCAACAACACCAGCUGCAGCAGCAACGACAAUACCAGUCUGUGCAGCAGUCACCUCAGGGUAAUGGAGCUAUGGUUCGCAGUUCACCAGCGGAGACGGCUGGAUGA
This is a messenger RNA of Paracoccidioides brasiliensis Pb18, 1206 nucleotides long. RefSeq lists its product as uncharacterized. The record is from RefSeq and is a predicted model, not a curated record. The transcript is spliced from 2 exons. Bases 1 to 1206 code for a protein of 401 amino acids.